CGUAACAUGUAUAUUUUUUUUAUCGGGAAUAAGAAAAAAAUUAUUGUCCAAGAUCUUUUAUUAAAGCUUUCUACGUUAUUGACCAUAUAACAAUUAUCGGCUAGCAAUACAAAGUAUUUUCCCAGCCAAAUAUCACGUGUUCACUUCCCACACGCUUUUGUCUAAUUUGUAUUUCAAAAGUAAAGGGUGUUUCUAAGCCUGCAGUGAUUCAAUUUUCAGUACUGCAAUACAAAAGAAAAAUAACGUUCCUUUAAUGAUUAAAAAAAAUUUUAGCUCGCCGAACUCUUCGAAUAGCAAUUUCACUAUGAUAACUGUAUGUGGACCAAUGGCAUAAGUUAAUAAGUCAUAAGUUUGACAUCAGUUGCAUAUUCGCUUUUGUUUCUUCAUACUUUUAUUGUUUUGCAAUGGCGGAAAACAUCUCUGAAAUAAUUUUGAGCAAUGCUGCCGAGUUGAUAAUCCUUGGCCAAGUGAAACUCUGUGUGUGCGUUCCGGUUACGUGUACUUUUACACUCUUUAUACACUGCUAUUGCUUUUACUUACAUUACGGAGCAAUAAUAGUGUCUAAGUGUUAUUUAGCUCCAAAUGGCAUAUUGUUGUGCAGAAUUCUGAUGAAAUUAAAAUCGGCUAUCGCGAAAUUUAAUAAAAUUGUUAAAUAAAAACUAUAAAUUAUUUCUUUUUUGCAUACAUACUAUGUAGAUUAAUCUUUGCAAACGUCAAAUAUUUUUGCACUUACAUAUGCACAUACAUAUGUACAUACAUAUGUAGAUAAGACAAUGUCACUUUAACAAUUAAAGAUUUUGUUCUGGUCUAUUGGUUGUGAACGUAAACAGUGAAAUAGAAAUUAACAAAGAAUUACAUAUGUAUGUAUAGAUGUACAUAGGCCGCUACCGAAGUAUACUGUUUCGGGUAGUCGUGAGUUGAUAGGUGCGCGAUUCAUACGAUAUUCGGUGUCUCUACGUAACGCAACGAGCCAGGGCUUACAUCCGACCAAAGCAUUGCAAAUUAACUAAAAGAAAUAGUGCUAAUAACUCUUCUAAGCAACAACCAAUUAUUGUCUCACAAUUCUUCAAUAAUAAUUUAAAUACAUUUUCAUAUAAUAUAAACAUACAUGAUAUUGAGCCGUAACGUAUACUUCACUAUUGUGCACGACUUGUCUAAAAGAAGCAGCACAUAUAAUUCAACUACUUUGACAUUUCCAACUGUCAUCAGCACCUCUGCAAAAACAAUAAUUGCAGCCUGUGCUAGCAGAAAUUUACCCAACAUUUAUAAUAGAAUUUAACGCAAAGUCUUGAAAAAAUUAAUUUUAAUAACGCAGAUAAAAGACUAAUUAAUUUGUAAAAACUAAAGUAAUCACAAUGUCAGAUCUCGAUAAGUGGAUUGAGACAGUUAAGGAAUGUAAAUAUUUGCCAGAGAAUGACUUGAAAAAGCUAUGUGAUAUCGUGUGUGAAAUUUUACUUGAGGAAUCCAACAUACAACCAGUUAGCACGCCCGUCACAGUUUGCGGUGAUAUACAUGGACAGUUUUACGAUUUGGAAGAACUCUUCCGCACAGGUGGUCAAAUACCUGAUACUAACUACAUUUUCAUGGGUGAUUUUGUGGACCGAGGCUAUUAUAGUCUCGAAACAUUGACACGUCUGCUUACACUAAAGGCACGUUAUCCUGACCGCAUUACACUGCUUCGUGGCAAUCACGAAUCGAGACAAAUUACCAAAGUGUACGGCUUUUUCGAUGAAUGUUUCACCAAGUAUGGAAAUGCUAAUGCAUGGAAAUAUUGUUGCAAAGUUUUUGACCUGCUGACGAUUGCUGCGAUAAUUGAUGAAGAGGUGCUAUGCGUGCAUGGUGGUCUCAGCCCAGAAAUUAUCACACUUGACCAAAUACGUACUAUAGACCGUAAUGGGGAAAUUCCUUAUAAGGGUGCAUUCUGUGAUCUCGUGUGGUCGGAUCCAGAAGAUAUGGACCUGUGGGGACAGAGUCCGCGUGGUGCUGGUUGGUUAUUCGGCCAGCUAGUGACAAAGGACUUUAUGAAUAUUAACAAUUUAGAAUUGAUUUGUCGCGCACAUCAGCUUGUCAACGAAGGUAUUAAAUACAUGUUCGAUAGUAAGCUUGUAACAGUAUGGUCAGCGCCCAACUAUUGCUAUCGUUGUGGCAAUGUAGCAGCGAUUCUGACGUUUAAAACUGCGAAAGAUCGCACAACCAGUAUUUUUAAUGCGGUGCCAGAAACGGAUCGAGUCAUACCACAACAGAAUACGACACCAUAUUUUCUGUAAAGAAACAUAUCUAUUUGUCCACCCGCCCACUUGUGAUUGCUCAUCGUGGAGUAUUAUUUGCCUUUAACGUUUACGCUGUGUUCUUCUUUACUCCACGUUUUUGAUAUACUCGAUUUACUAUAGAUUUGAUAUGUAAGAAUCUAUUAAAAAAAAAUAAUUAUCUGUUAAACGUACAUACACAUGUAAUAACAAUAGCCAAACUAUAUAAAAUGUUGCAGUAUUGGUACCAACUGCGCUAUGCAAUUGUUGCAACUAGCCUGCAAUAUAUCACAACGUGUUUGAAUGCA
Messenger RNA from Bactrocera oleae (olive fruit fly), 2554 nucleotides. The record is from RefSeq and is a predicted model, not a curated record. NCBI's taxonomy places the organism in Eukaryota, Metazoa, Arthropoda, Insecta, Diptera, Tephritidae.